AUGGCCGACGAGCGCGACGUGUACCGCGCCGCCGCCGAUGAUCGAGACGCUCCUCUCCGCGACGAAGACCCCGGCCGCGCGAAACCGCCCAAGUCCCCGCCGCCCCAACCCUACCACACCGCCACCGCUCUAUCGUCCCUCGAAAGCCGCCUCGAGGAAUCCGAAGCCCGUCGUAUCGACUCCGAGGAACGUGUUCAGCAAUUGGAGAAGUUGGUGGAGGGUUUAUUGAAAAGCUCACCUGAACCAGCUGCGGCGCGGGCCGGAGUCUCUGAACCAGCUGUGGCGAGGGCUGGAUUCUCUGAACCAGCCGCAGCGCGGGCUGGGGAGUUUACGUUUCCGCCGGUGAGAUCGGUCCCCUUGGACGUUCCCCCACACACCAUUCUGGAACGUUCAGGCAAUACCGCUGACCCCCUUGUUCGUUCCCCUGGGGGGGAAUCUCACAGCGCACGAAGGGACGGCCCUUCCUCGGCAGUAAUCAGCUCUCGUUGGAGAGGGACGUUACCUGACCGGGAAGGGCUAUGGACAGGGGAUAACCCGGAUCGGUUGGUCACUUUCACUACAUUUGGGAAGUCGUACUUGUCUCUACUUUGCGACAUUUCCACCAGCGACCUUUUUACCACCGACCGCGUCAUCCAGCUUGUGGCGACCUUGUUCGUUCGUUCCACUUCUCCCAAGCGCCGUCAGUCUCCGCACGACUGGGCCGUUGAUACUAUGACGGACGCGCUCCGGGACGAACGACCUCACUGCUGGACGACACUGAUGACAGAAGUUGGACGUCGUUGGCCGGAUCCUGGCUUUGCCGACCGAGUGUCCCACGACUUCUACGGGUGCCGACAGUCUUCGUCUCGAGCCUACGACCAUGUGGGCGAAUGGCGUGCCCGCUACCGAGCGUUUAUGCACAACAACCCCAGCUUCAGCCUCUCGUCCCUUCAACUCGCCACAACCUUUUAUCAAUCGUUGAGUGAUGUGGCUAAGCGGGAAGUGCGGGCUGGUAUGCUGCGGGAAUAUCGGGAUAACUCACUUGUGACUAUAGGGAGGUUCGGACGAACUGUCCCGUCCCUCGAGGAGGUUACCGACUGGGCCGCCAUCGCCGACGACAUCGGCACGACAUCAGUUUCGACCCCGCCGAUUCUAUUCAAUCAACUCUACUACGUCAGCGAUGUAGUUAUAGCCAAGAGUGAUGAAUGCAUUUCAACAUACCUAUUCAAUCAACUCUACUACGUCAGCGAUGUAGUUAUAGCCAAGAGUGAUGAAUAG
Molecule: messenger RNA, 1257 nt
Organism: Microbotryum saponariae
Lineage: Eukaryota; Fungi; Basidiomycota; Microbotryomycetes; Microbotryales; Microbotryaceae
Source: the annotation of a GenBank genome assembly